AGCUUGGCCAGGAGGCGUAUCGUGUUGGUUUCCGUGUCCGGGGGGCGUUACGCGUUACGGAGGGGAGGGGAGGGGAGGCCACGCGGCGGCACGGCAUUGGGCGGGCUACGUGUUCCCCGUCCCCGACGGACUUCCCUCGGCUCGUCUGCUUCUUCUUCCUCCCUUCCUCCCUUCAUUGGAUUGGAACUGGAAUUGGAAUCGGAAUUGGAUUGGCAGCCAAAUCGAAUCGAAUCCAAUCCAUCGGGACGCCGCCGGCUAAGAUCUCCGGCUCAUUGCAACCAAGGAAGGAAGGAAGGAAGGAGCGAGGUGUCGGCCUCGGCCUCGGCGGGCGGGGAUGGCGUGGCGGCUGGCCCUGCCGCUGCUCCUCUUCUACUCCCCCAUCCUCAUUUGCUCAUCCUCAUCGCAAGAAAUCCAAGACAAUGAUCCCUCCAAAUUGUUUAAGAGUGCUUCCGAGAUGAUGAGCCUCAGCAAAUACGACGGAGCGCUUGGUCUGCUCAACGCUGUCCUGGAGCUCGACCCUAACCAUUCCGAAGCUUACAGGCAGCGCGCGUCAGUGUUCCGCCACAGAUGCAGACACAAGGAAGCUGAGAGCGACUACAACAAAUUCCUCGAGCUCAAGCCCGGGACUGCUUCAGUGGAAAAGGAGCUAGCUCAGCUGCUGCAGGCUCAGAAUGCAUUACAAUCUGCUUAUACCCAGUCUGAUGCUGGGGAAUUCUCAAAAGUCCUCGAGUACGUCAACAAAAUCGUGCUCGUCUUUUCUCCAGGUUGCUUAAAGGCAAAGCUUCUCAAGGCUAAAGCAUUGCUAGCACUGAAAGACUAUUCAAAUGUUAUUUCGGAGACAGGAUUUAUUCUCAAGGAAGAUGAAGAUAACUUGGAUGCGCUGUUACUUCGUGGCCGAGCAUACUAUUACCUUGCUGACCAUGAUGUCGCCAACAGGCACUAUCAGAAAGGCCUCCGUCUAGACCCUGAACAUUCAGAACUGAAGAAAGCAUACUUUGGGUUGAAAAAACUUCUGAAGAAGACCAAGAGCGCAGAAGAUAAUGCUGCCAAGAGCAAGUUUCGCGUGGCUGUUGAAGACUACAAGGCAGCACUAGCAAUGGAUCCAGACCAUACUAUGUACAACGUACAACUUUAUCUCGGGCUGUGUAAGACUCUGGUUAAACUUGGAAGAGGCAAGGAGGCAAUCAAUAGCUGUACAGAAGCACUCAGCAUAGAUGAAGAACUUGUUGAUGCUUUGGCACAGAGAGGUGAAGCUAAACUUCUGACAGAAGAUUGGGAAGGUGCGGUUGAGGACCUAAAAGAGGCUGCCCAGAAAUCCCCACAGGACAUGGCAAUCCGGGAAGCGCUCAUGAAAGCUGAAAGGCAGCUGAAGCUCAGCAAAAGGAAAGACUGGUACAAAAUCCUGGGCAUUUCGAAGACAGCAUCGGCCGCGGACAUCAAGCGCGCGUACAAGAGGUUGGCGCUGCAGUGGCACCCGGAUAAGAACGUGGAGAACCGUGAGGAGGCGGAGAACAUGUUCCGAGAGAUCGCCGCGGCAUACGAGGUGCUUAGCGACGAGGACAAGCGUGUGAGGUACGACCGGGGAGAGGACCUGGACGAGAUGGGCAUGGGGGGAGGCGGCGGCGGGUUCGACCCGUUUGGUGGAGGCGGUGGGCAGCAGUACACGUUCCACCACGGGGGAGGGUUCCCCGGAGGCGGAUUCCAGUUCAACUUCGGUUAAAAGCAGGCCAGGCUUCCCUGAUGAUGUCUUAGUUUCUUGUCAUUACUGCUUUAGGAGGGAGAGCUUAACGGCAACAUGUGUUAAUUAUAUAUUAUCUACUAGCAAAGAGCUUUUACUACCGUCUUGGCUCUUGUUACUCUGGUUAAAGAAAGUUUUGCUUUAGCACCUAUACAACAAAUUUUCCUUGAGAUUAAUUGUAGUAAUACUGUAUUAUGAUUAUAGCCGAUGAUUUUGUGAUGCAUCGACCACUUGAUUGGAAAUAAGGUAUGCUGCUCCUAUUA
This is a messenger RNA of Hordeum vulgare subsp. vulgare (domesticated barley), 2001 nucleotides long. Its product is annotated as dnaJ protein P58IPK homolog B. Bases 335 to 1720 code for a protein of 461 amino acids. The transcript has 9 exons. NCBI's taxonomy places the organism in Eukaryota, Viridiplantae, Streptophyta, Magnoliopsida, Poales, Poaceae. The record is from RefSeq and is a predicted model, not a curated record. Gene Ontology annotation, molecular function: protein binding. Gene Ontology annotation, cellular component: endoplasmic reticulum lumen.